Juglans microcarpa x Juglans regia is the source of this 3710-nucleotide messenger RNA. RefSeq names its product lysine-specific demethylase JMJ25. Gene Ontology annotation, biological process: regulation of transcription by RNA polymerase II. The transcript has 12 exons. Gene Ontology annotation, cellular component: histone deacetylase complex; chromatin. Gene Ontology annotation, molecular function: transcription coregulator activity; histone H3K9 demethylase activity; chromatin DNA binding. The coding region runs from base 360 to 3419 and encodes 1019 amino acids. The record is from RefSeq and is a predicted model, not a curated record. NCBI's taxonomy places the organism in Eukaryota, Viridiplantae, Streptophyta, Magnoliopsida, Fagales, Juglandaceae.
AAACUACAUUGGACUCUGUGUUUUCCGUUAAUUACGGUCCAUGCCAUCUCGUUUCGUACUCCAUUGCAUUUGCCCCCUUAAAUAUACUCACUGAAGAAACAGAAAAAGGAAGAAAAGGAAAAGGAAAAAGGAAAAUAAGAGAAAACCCCUUCUCUCUCUGCUCCCUAUCUGUCUCCCAAUCCCCGAAACACCACAGCGGCCGCUCCUGGUGUCACACUUACUCCCAGCAUAUUUUCUCAGGAAAGUUCGAUUUUCCGAGAAAAUUAGAAAUUUUUUCUUAUGGGGAAGAGGAGGCUCUGCCCGACCAUCUACGGUGCAGCCGUACGGACGGUCGGCAAUGGCGGUGUAAAAGAAGAGUGAUGGGCGACAUGAAGCUUUGCGAGAUUCACUAUCUCCAAGGCCGUCACCGACAGAACAAGGAAAAAGUCCCGGAUUCGCUGAAAAUCUUGAGGAAGAGCAAGAAAUCUCCGAGCAAGGACCCGGAGCUCCAAAGUAGGGUGCAGAAUGUGAAGAAGAAGUUGUCGAAGCCGAUGAAGAGGAAGAAUAAAUCGGUGAGGGUUUCGGAGGCCCUGGGGGAGGCAUUGCGGAAGAUGAAGUUUAAGAAAGGCAAUCUGCAGUUGGAGCUGAUAACAAUGGUGCUCAAGAGGGACUUGGAGAAGAAGAAGGAGACGAGGACGAAGAAGACGAAGAACAGUGAUUCAGUUUCGGGGUCGAAGAAGAAGAAGAAGAUGAAAAGGGGUGAGAUGGAUAUAGAGGAGAAUUGUGAUGGAGAGGAGUUGACGAGAGAAUUGCCCAAUGGAGUGAUGGCAAUCUCCCCUGCACCGUCGCCUUCUCCACGAAAUUGCAGUAAUGCGGGUGCUAACUGCGAUGUGAAAGUCGGAGUAGACACAAGCGUUGUCAGGCGACGGUCCUUUCGGUCCAAGAACAUUGAGCCUCUCCCUACUGGCACAAUGCAGGUUUUACCCUAUGGGCAGAGUGAGGACAAGCUGAGGACGGGAAGAAGGAGAAGGUGCCACUGGUGUCGAAGAAGUUCUUCCUCGAGUCUCGUUAAGUGUUCGAGUUGUCAGAAAGAGUUUUUCUGUUUGGGUUGUGUCAAAGAAAGGUUUUUUCGAUUCACUCCUUGUUGUAGGUAUUUUGAUACACAAGAAGAAGUUAAGACGGCUUGUCCGGUCUGUCGAGGAACUUGCACCUGUAAGGAUUGUUUGGCUAAUCAAUCUAAUGACAGUGAAAGUAAGGAUUCUCUGAGGGAGAAGUAUAAUGUUGGAAAAAUAUUGCAUUUGCAUUAUUUGAUAUGCAUGCUUCUUCCUGUAUUAAAACAAAUAAACCAAGACCAAAGUGAUGAGCUUGAAACAGAGGCAACAUCAAAAGGGAAGAGACCUUCUGAAGUUCAUAUCAAGCAGGCUGAAUUUGGCUGCAGUAAGCAACAUUGCUGCAAUAGCUGCAAAACUUCAAUCUUGGAUCUGCAUAGAAGCUGUCCUAGUUGUUCUUAUAAUAUCUGCUUAAGUUGUUGUCGAGAUUUUUGUCGUGGGAGCUUCCCUUUGAGCGUCAACACAUUUAUCUCAAAGUACACGAAUAGAAGGAAAGCUUGUAUGUCUGGUAACAAGCAACUUUUACGGAAGAAGCUUGCCAAGAGAAGUUCUAGCACAUCACUAUCUCCAUCACAAUCUAACAGGAAAGCCUGCAAGACCAUCGGAAGAAUAUAUUGUCCUCCCUCGAAGUUUGGUGGUUGUGGCAAAGGCCUCCUUGAUUUGAGAAGUGUUUUUCCCUUGAGUUGGAUCAAAGAGCUGGAGGUAAGUGCAGAGGAAAUAGUGUGCAGCUAUGAGUUCCCGGAAGCUCUUGACACAUCUUCAUGCUGCUCACUAUGCCUUGACAUGGAUCAUAAAGCUGUUGGAAUUGAGCAUUUGCAAGAAGCAGCUGUAAGGGAAGAUUCAAAUGAUAACUUUUUGUAUUACCCCACACUUCAGGAGGUUCAUGGCGAUAACCUUGAACACUUUCAAAAGCAUUGGGGUAAGGGCCAUCCUGUAGUAGUUCGUGAUAUGCUUCAAACCACAUCAGAUUUGAGUUGGGAUCCUUUAGUUAUGUUCUGCACUUAUCUUGAGAGGAGCAUCGCCAGAUAUGAGAAUAAUAAGGAUUUACUUGGAGCUAGAAAUUGCUUAGAUUGGUGUGAGGUAGAAAUCGGUAUCAGGCAGUAUUUUAUGGGUUCUCUCAACGGGCGGACGCAUACGAAUGUGUGGCAUGAGAUGUUUAAAUUGAAGGGUUGGCUGUCUUCUCAUAUACUUCAAGAACAAUUUCCCUCUCAUUAUGCUGAAAUAAUCAACUCUCUACCACUUCAAGAAUACAUGAAUCCCAUGUCUGGACUUCUAAAUUUAGCUGCAAACUUGCCACCGGAAAUUCGAAAGCCUGACCUAGGCCCAUGUGUCUAUAUAUCAUAUGGCUGUGCGGAGGAACUUGUACAGGCUGAAUCUGUGACAAAACUAUGUUAUGAUUCAUAUGAUGUGGUUAAUAUUUUGGCACAUACUACGGAUACCCAUAUCUCGACGGAACAGCUUACAAAGAUAAGAAAGUUACUGAAACGGCACAAAGCUCAAUGUCAAAGGGAGUCUUCCUUGAUUACUGCAGAUAAGGGAAUGGCAAAUGAAGUGAAUGGAAGAUCGUCAUUAAAUGGUGAGAACAAGGAAGACUCUGGAUUUCAGAAUGUGACUGAGGAUGAACUGCGCUUACGCAAUAGAGUCGCUAGAGUAUUUUCCUCUUCUGCUACUUCUCAUGAAAGAAGUGCUAUGAGUCCCAAAACUUGUAACAUGUCCUAUGGUGGGGGGUAUGAUUCUGAAACUGACUCUGAUUCCGAAGCCACUUUACCCUGCUAUGAAUCUGUGUUGAGCUCUGACACAUCAGAUCAGAGAAAGUUUCGGGAUCACACCCAAAGCUCUAACUUUUAUAGAAAGAAAGUAUUUUCCGAGUCUUCUGGUGCUCAAUGGGAUGUCUUUCGCAGACAAGAUGUUCCAAAGCUUAUAGAGUAUCUGCAGAGGCACUCUAGUGAGUUCAGCCAUAUGUAUGGCUUUCAUAAGCAAAUGGUUCAUCCAAUUCUUGAUCAAAGUCUCUUUCUUGACACAAGUCACAAAAUGAGGCUUAAGGAGGAGUUUGAAAUUGAACCAUGGACUUUUGAGCAACAUGUUGGAGAAGCUGUCAUCAUUCCCGCUGGAUGUCCAUACCAAAUUAGGAAUCCUAAGUGUUGCAUACAUGUGGUAUUGGACUUUCUCUCGCCUGAAAAUGUUACCGAGUGUGUCCAGUUGACUGAUGAAGUAAGGCUGCUUCCAGAUGACCAUAAAGCAAAAAUAGACAAGCUAGAGGUGAAGAAAAUGGCCCUUCAUAAUAUUAGUGCUGCAAUCAAACAAAUUCGUGAGCUUACAUGCAAUAUCUAAGUGAUCCAGCUGAUUCUCUUCUGUUUCUCUGUUAUCUCCACUACAGGCAUUGGUAUCAAUUGGUUGAUUUUGAGUUGAGCACAUUAAGAUUUAGUAGGAUAGUUGUCAAAAUAAAAAGCAUGUGGAGUAUCCACUUCAUAUUUAUACAUGCAGUAUUCUUAGAAUUUUAGGUGCCUCUCCGGAAAUUGUAAUUACCAUUUGUUGGUUUGGUUGCACUACUCUCUACAUGCGUACAAAUGUGGGUGGAGUACUCUUUAGAGGCUUGAAGUUGAUAUUCCAUUGUUUUGCAAA